AUGCGGGAGAUGGUCGAGGACCGGCGCGUGUGGGCGGCCUCAUUCGCCGGCACGGCCCUGGUCUGGGGCCGUGGCCGCCGGGGCCAGCUCGGCUGCGGCCGCAUCCAGCGCUGCACGGCAACCCGCCCGAAACUGGUCCGCUUGCCGCCCUGCACGGCCGACGCCUCACCGGCGGCACCGACGUCGGUAGCGGCCGUUUCGGCGGCCAAGGCGCACACGCUCGUGCUGUCGGGCGACGGCCGCGUGUUUGCGUGCGGUUCGGGCGACCACUGCCGACUUGGCGGCGCCGAGAAGGGCCGGGCGAAGCGGGGGCGCGACGCGCGCUGGGUGCGGCGUCCGGUCUUGCUAGCGAGCCUGCCGGCCGACGGCGAGGCGCGGCGGGUCAAGCAAGUCGCCGCCGGGCACCAGCACAGCCUACUCCUGACCGAGGAAGGACAUGUGUAUUCGUUUGGCGAGGGGCUCUACGGCUGUCUUGGCCACGGUGACCGCCAGCCGCGGCAAGUGCCCACGCUCAUCACCCAGCUCGUCGCCAGCCUGGUGCUGUCCGACACCGGCAUGCUGAUGGGAUUCGGCGGGCUGGAGGGCCGCGGCAUGCCCGUCUUCGCGCCGGUGCCCUCCACCCGGCCGCACCCCGACGCCGCGACGCGCGUGGCGGCCGUCGCGUCGGGCGCCUACUUCUGCGUGAUCCUCACCACAACGGGACAGGUCCACCUGCUGGGCAACCUGCUCGGCACACGCGUGCGCACGCCGCUCAUGCACCGGCGCGUCGCGCUCGAGCCCACCGCCGCCGCCGCCAACGACGACAAAGAUCUCUGCGCUGCUUACAACGACAAUGAAACGGUGGUGAUGGUGUCGGCCGUGGCGGCGGGCGAUCGCCAUGCGCUGUUGCUGACGGGCGACGGGAGAGUGUUCGGCCUGGGCUCCACCAACGGCCGGGGCCAGGCGAGGCGCGGUGAGCCGAGACGAGACGACGCGGCCUACGAGGUCACGGGCGACAGGGGCGCGCUGGCCGGAGCGAGGGCGCGGGUGCGGGCCGUUGCGGCCGGCUCGGCGCACAGCGUGGCGCUCACGACCGACGGGCGGCUGUGGGCCUUCGGCUGCGACAGGGACGGCCAAGCGGUCGCCGGCACGCGAACCAAGAUCGUCAGGCGUGCAAAGAGCCUCGAGUGGAUGGUCGUGGCCACGCGGCCAGGAACGGCGCAACUCCCACGCAUGGUCACUUUCUUGAUGCAACUUCGGUUGACGAAGACAGUCAGGGAGAUGCCCUUGCACGAGACCUUGCCCGAUAUGUCGAUGUUCUUCCUCGGCGCGAUGAUGAAGCGGAUCUUGUACGUUGCUGGGGUGUCGCCCGGAAACACCGAGAUGCGCCAGGUGACCUUGCCCUGCGCGACUCGAUCGUCGAACUCGACGGUCGGGGUCGAGUGA
Messenger RNA from Acanthamoeba castellanii str. Neff, 1425 nucleotides. RefSeq lists its product as uncharacterized. The transcript is spliced from 4 exons. Gene Ontology annotation, molecular function: guanyl-nucleotide exchange factor activity. Gene Ontology annotation, cellular component: cytoplasm. The record is from RefSeq and is a predicted model, not a curated record. The coding region runs from base 1 to 1425 and encodes 474 amino acids. Lineage: Eukaryota; Discosea; Longamoebia; Acanthamoebidae.